UAGUUUGAUAAACUGUGGACCAAUUAAAGAAAUCGCGAGUUAGCAUUCGACUGUAUACUGGGUGACAUGUUUUUCAUUUUCUUGCUUUUCCUGGCUACAACCGAUGGCGAUCCGGGACUUAGCUUCGAUUUCAAUUACCCAGACGUAAAAGAGGAUUUAUUCGACCAACCCGUCAAUAUGAUGUCCGCGAAGAAGAUACCACAUGAAAAGGUCGGUUCGGACAGUUCCACCACAUCAGACCCAUGGGCACCUUACGACUUCUCGAAGUUUGACGAAUAUUUGGCGAAGACUGGUGAAGGUGACAGCAAUAGAGUCAAAAGACGUGCUAAGCGACGACGUGGUCACAGCAGAAGAAAGAACAGAGUUAGAAGCACUCCAGCUGUCACAGAAGAUCACGAUAUGAGUAACGGGUCUACCACAGAUAUACCAAUAGCCCGUCGUGCUAGUAAUGACUGGGACUCGCAGCAGCUGAAGAAGAGAAAGAAGAAAAGAAGGCAGAACCAGAAACCAAAAUAUGACACUUAUGAACCACCAGCUAAGGAAUAUGAGUCAACUUUUAUUGAGAUGCCAAAAGAUCUUUACCAGGCCCAUCUGAGACCCGGCGUGAUCUUCCGAAUUCACAUGUCUGAAGCCAUUCUGAAGAUGCAAUAUAGAAAUUACGGCGAAGACAAGGACGAAUCGGUGAUAGAAGCUGACGUGGAAUACCUGAGACUCACGCGCAAAGUGAUCAAUGAUGAGAUCACCAAGUUUGAAGACCUGAAGUGGCUCAUCGGAUGGUUCAACAAUCGUUCAGAACUGAUACAGGAACACACGUGUAAUACUAGAUAUUAUGCUGUUGGUGUACCGCCAACGAUGUUCACACACUCCGAGGAAUAUAUGAAAAGGCUGUGUCUGUUUGACAACGUGUAUAUCGACCACAUACCAUACGUGAUCGGCGAAGACGGAUCCCUUCUGGCCAGUGUCGCCCCACCCGUUCUGCAUUGUGACGCCGCGACCUGCACAUCUGUGCCUUUUAUUGACAGUAUAAUGUUCGACGAGCGAUACCCUAGAAGCAAUGUCCGAACUGUAACACGUUGUCAAGCGAGCUGUCGUGCCCACUGUAGAAACGAUCCGGACUGUCUAAAACGCUGCUCUGACCGCUGUAUGCGCGCUGAAUAAAAUUUCGCUAAUUCA
This is a messenger RNA of Pieris napi, 1173 nucleotides long. RefSeq lists its product as uncharacterized. The transcript has 10 exons. The coding region runs from base 67 to 1158 and encodes 363 amino acids. NCBI's taxonomy places the organism in Eukaryota, Metazoa, Arthropoda, Insecta, Lepidoptera, Pieridae. The record is from RefSeq and is a predicted model, not a curated record.